AUGUUGAAAAGCCUGAAGAAUCUUGCAGUGACCAGGGGAGAACCAGAAAACAAAAUUGGCAAUGAAUCUUUCAAUACCCAACAUGUGAAGAAGCCAGUUGGAACACAGGGGUUCCCACUGGUUACUCCAGGGCAAUGGGCGAGCGGACCACUCCGGCCUGAGGCGGCGGUGAGGAGCAGGCGGACAGUUGCUGGCAUCACCGUGGAGGGCAGCGGGGAAAGUGGCAACAAAAUCCCUGAGGGUUUGGCCGGCUUUUUCAGAGCAGGAUAUUCGCACGCGGAUCUGGCUGGCGUCCGGCUAACUGGUAUGAACCCCUUGUCUCCUUAUUUAAAUGUGGAUCCAAGAUAUCUGGUACAGGAUACAGAUGAGAUUAUUUUACCAACUGGAGUUAAUAAGAAGAGGGGAAGAUUUGAGCUGGUCUUUUCUACUAUUGGUGGAUACUGUUUUACUAUUGGGGCUGCAUUUGGGGCAAUCAAUGGUCUACAGCUAGGAUUGAAGGAAACCCAGAAUAUGGCCCGGUCCAAACCAAGAAAUGUCCAGAUUUUGAAUAUGGUGACUAGGCAAGGGGCUCUUCGGGCUAACACUCCAGGCUCUCUGGCUUUGCUCUAUAGCGCAUUUGAUGUCGUCAUUGAGAAAACAAGAGGUGCAGAAGAUGAUCUCAACACAGUAGCAGCUGGAAGCAUGACAGUCAUGUUAUAUAAAUCUAUUGGUGGACUUCGAGGGGUAGAACGAGGUGGUCUAGCAGGAAUAACACUUACAAGCCUCUAUGCACUAUAUAAUAACUGGGAGCACAUGAAAGGUUCCUUGCUCCAACAAUCCCUCUGACGAUUUUGCCAACUCAUGGAUGGGGGACACUUUAGUCAUUCACGUCAACUUCUAAGUCAGUCUGGAGUUACUCUCUUACCUACAAUUAGUUUGAAAAAAAACAGAAAUUCUGAUUUUCUAAAUGAAGAUCAUGGAUAGCUGACCAGGACUGGCUUUCCAUCCAGCCAGUAUGAGUUGAAACCAAAACACUCUGGUGGCUGAGCAAUGUGGUUCUCUUCUCCUUUGGAGAAAGUGUUUUACCUACUAUGUCUUCUAUUCCUUGGAGCUGGAAAACCACUUACUCACCAAAUUCACGUCACACUUGAUAUAUGGAUACUGUAUCACCAUAUUUGCUCAUUUAAUAAUCAAAUCUGUAAUGCCCUGUAUUCACAAUAAAGGGUGAAAAUAGAACCAAAGUCCAACCUAAAAAUAAAU
Sorex fumeus (smoky shrew) is the source of this 1239-nucleotide messenger RNA. RefSeq names its product mitochondrial import inner membrane translocase subunit Tim23-like. NCBI's taxonomy places the organism in Eukaryota, Metazoa, Chordata, Mammalia, Eulipotyphla, Soricidae. Gene Ontology annotation, molecular function: transmembrane protein transporter activity. Gene Ontology annotation, cellular component: TIM23 mitochondrial import inner membrane translocase complex; mitochondrial inner membrane. The transcript has 2 exons. Gene Ontology annotation, biological process: protein import into mitochondrial matrix. The coding region runs from base 1 to 825 and encodes 274 amino acids. The record is from RefSeq and is a predicted model, not a curated record.